Messenger RNA from Mesorhabditis spiculigera, 273 nucleotides. Lineage: Eukaryota; Metazoa; Nematoda; Chromadorea; Rhabditida; Rhabditidae. The record is from the annotation of a GenBank genome assembly.
AUGACCCAUCAAGUACUGCAGAUAUUCCAGAAAAAUGCUCAAGAAGCUCCUAUGCAUUUGGCAAAUCUGAAGUAUAACUAUGCGAAAGUUUCAAUUUCUGGAUCGGAUAUAAGGAUGAUGGCAAUUUAUGGACAACCCCAUCUGUCAGUGCCGAUUUUAAUUGAAUGGAGAGGUGAAGAGACGUUGACAUCAGACCGACACGUGCACGACACAAUCCGGCAUCAAAAGGAAUCGCGCAAAUGCUUGAAAUUUAAAUCUGGACGACUCCGAACC